AUCUGAUUCUUCUGUGUAUCAUCAUCCGCGCGCGCUCAGGGCGGGUCGUGUGACGUCACGCGCGCGUUCAUCGGUCCAGACACUCGGCGAGUCCGCGCGACCGUAACAGAUAUUUUGUUUUUAACCCCGAAAGCCUCGAAAAAAACAUCAAUUGAAGAGGAGCGAAGGGAAUAAACAAAGAGUGGAAAUGUCUGUGGCGGGCCUGAAAAAGCAGUUUCACAAAGCGACUCAGAAAGUCAGUGAGAAGGUGGGAGGAGCUGAAGGGACCAAACUGGAUGAUGACUUCAAAGAAAUGGAAAAGAAAGUGGACACAACGAGCAGAGCUGUGCUCGACAUCAUGACCAAAACCACUGAAUACCUGCAGCCCAACCCUGCGUCCCGGGCUCGUCUCAGCAUGAUCAACACCAUGUCUAAGAUGCGCGGGCAGGAUAAAGGUCUCUGUUACCCGCAGGCGGAGACGGUGCUGUCCGAGGCGAUGCUGAGGUUCGGCCGCGAGCUCGGGGAAGAGUCCAGCUUCGGUUUGGCUCUGCUGGACGCCGGUGAAUCCAUGCGCGAGCUCGGCGAGGUCAAAGACGCUUUAGAUAUAAACGUCAAACAGAACUUCAUCGACCCGCUGCAGAACCUGCACGACAAAGACCUCAAAGAGAUUCAGCACCACCUGAAGAAGAUGGAAGGUCGUCGCCUGGACUUCGAUUAUAAGAAGAAGCGUCAGGGGAAAGUGACGGAGGACGAGCUCAAGCAGGCGCUGGAGAAGUUCGACGAGUCUAAAGAGGUCGCGGAGCAGAGCAUGUUCAACCUGCUGGAGAACGACAUCGAGCAGGUCAGUCAGCUGGCGGCUCUGGUUCAGGCUCAGGUGGAGUAUCAUCAACAGGCCGCUGAGAUCCUGCAGCAACUCUCCAGCAAGAUGGAGGAACGGAUAAAGGAGGCGUCCAACAAACCGCGGAAGGAGUUCAUCCCCAAACCGCGCUUGGAGCUUCACCUGCCCAGCGAGAACCACAACGGAGGAAUCAACUCUGCCAGAUCACCUGCGCGCUCACCAGCGCCGCUGGAUCAGCCGUGUUGUCGCGCGCUCUACGACUUCGAGCCGGAGAACGAGGGCGAGCUCGGCUUCAAGGAGGGUGACAUCAUCACUCUGACCAAUCUGAUCGACGACAACUGGUACGAGGGCAUGAUCAACGGCCAAUCAGGGUUCUUCCCUAUCACCUACGUGGACAUCCUGGUCCCGCUGCCCCACUAGGCCCCGCCCACUACUGGUCCAGCCUAAUUAGGCUCCGCCCUCUCCACUCCUGUCUAAUUAGGCUCCGCCCACCCCGAUUUGUGCUACAGCUUCACUUCCUGUUCCUGUGACUCGGAGGAUGAUGAUGGUGAAGGUCACAGACAUUACGGAGUCACAUCUGAGUGGAGAAACAGUGCUCAGUGUGUGUGUGUGUGUGUGUGUGUGGAUUCACGGUUCCAGAUUAAUUUAUUUGUGCGUGUCACUUCACUCCUGGUAAACCUCACUUGAGGUCACUGCUCACCGAGUCCGAAAUUUCCGCACGUUAAAAAAUAAACACGACCUCACGUUUUGUCAAUCACGUUUACACACUGCCUCCGAACGUUGUAUAAAAAUUCGUAUCGGGUUCGAUUUUCUACGUUUUUCGCGUCCAUAACAAGUACAAUUCACAGCCACCGAAUGACUAAUACAAACACGUGGGACUCAGUGUGCAAGGACUUUACUCCAGAUCUAUCCCAGCAUGCUUUGCGGAGAGUUCUGGGUGGAGGACAGAUUACGUCACCGCUCGCUGUUUGUUACGCGCGUUAAAUCACGCUUUUCUCCGGACUGACGUUCUGCCGGAUCCUGCCAGAAAAGAUUUUACUGCCUGCCGAUGCAUUUUACACGUAAACUUGCAAAAACACAUGUUCUUCCUCAGUGUUUCGGUCUCGUUCUCCAGCGCAAAUAUAUAAACAUUCUUAAAACCAAGAUCUCACGAUUCGUUUUUAUCCCUUUCCAAUCGAAUAAAAAAAACGAAAGGAAUUAGCUUUUGGAGUUAAACAUUUUUGGUAAAAACUAAAAAGUAAUUGCGACUUUUUUUUCCGUCAGUUUUUCUCUCACAAUUACGCGUUUUUUGCCACAGAAUAAAAGUCUUUUUUUUUCUUGCCAAUUAUAGAAUAUAAGAUAUUUCCGCUGGAAAACAAGAAAAAAAUGGUAUCACUUUACAAGAACGUUAAUUAUUGUGUUAACUAACAACGAGCAAUACAUUUGUUACAGUAUUUAAUAAUCUGUGUUAAUGUUAAUUAUCAGUUCAUGUCAGCUCAGGUUAACAGAUGCUCUUAAUAAUGAACUUGGAAAUGUUGAAAUUAACAUUAGCUAAUGUUAUUGUAAAGCGCAACUUAAAAAUACUAAGUAAGAACAUUUUUUUUUGCAGUGUGGUUUGUUCGGGUUAUUUAUUCUUCUUAUUGUUCAUCAUUUCCAGUGAAAUAUGAAAUGCAAUAAGGAUAUUGAGCACAAAGCUGGUUUGUUUAAACCAGUUACCCUCAUAAACUAGGUUUGUUUGAUCGAAGUCUUAUUUUUGAAAUGAUAAGUGGUAUUUCCACGAAUGCCAAGUGCGCUGUUUUUGCCGUCGGUUUGUGUGUGUGAUCGUUGGCACAUUUACUCUAAUGCUACUGUAUUUCAGUGGGUAUUGUCGGUGGCGUGAUGUUUGUGAGCACUGAAACUGAUGGACUGCAGCGGAUGAACAUGAUCGCCCGUCUCGCGACUGAAGUGUAGCAGCGUUUGAUGUUUUAGUGGUUGAUGGACGUGUUCUUCAGCACGGCUCGCGCUGUGUGUCGUUUGAUGCCUUCAACGUCUCCGGCUUUCAUUUGAAACCCGUUCCGUAUGUCGAUCGCUGCUCGCGGUCAGGCCAGUGUAAACUCGCUUCUCCCGCGGAAAAACAAAAAAGUAAAAAUAAUUGCGACUUUUUAUCUCACAGUUACGACUUUUUUCCACAGAAUUCUGAGCAAUUAAAUCUCGCUAUUCAUUUUUUUUUCGCCACGGAAUAAAAAUGUAAAAGUAAUUGGAAUUUUUUAUCUCACGAUUAUGAAUAUUUUCGUAUAAAGUUUAAAUCUCAAAAUUCUUUUUUUCUGC
This is a messenger RNA of Pimephales promelas (fathead minnow), 3103 nucleotides long. RefSeq names its product SH3 domain containing GRB2 like 2b, endophilin A1 (gene sh3gl2b). Gene Ontology annotation, molecular function: protein binding. Gene Ontology annotation, cellular component: presynapse; cytoplasm; glutamatergic synapse. Gene Ontology annotation, biological process: synaptic vesicle uncoating. The record is from RefSeq and is a predicted model, not a curated record. NCBI's taxonomy places the organism in Eukaryota, Metazoa, Chordata, Actinopteri, Cypriniformes, Leuciscidae.